AUGCAGUUCUCCUCCAUCUUCUCAUUCGGCAUCCUUGCCGCUGGCGUUACCGCCAGACUUCACUACCAAGGCUUCUGCGUCAAGAACAGAUCUGAAUCUCCCGUUGGCGGCAGUGGCUGGAGUGUCAGCUACACCUGGAGCAAGAACUACGAGAUCAUGCCUGACGCGACCAAAUGCGCCUGUAAUUUCUACAAGAACCGCAACACUGGCAAUGAGAAGUGGGAUCAGUGCCCCGACUGCACCUUUGAUGGUCUUUCCUGCAACUCUGCUGCCCAGCACAUUGGAGGUGACGAGUUGGAAUACUACUGCAGCAACAAGUGUGGCGCUGAGGGAUCCGAGGCCGACUAA
Messenger RNA from Colletotrichum orchidophilum, 348 nucleotides. RefSeq lists its product as uncharacterized. The record is from RefSeq and is a predicted model, not a curated record. The transcript is spliced from 3 exons. Lineage: Eukaryota; Fungi; Ascomycota; Sordariomycetes; Glomerellales; Glomerellaceae. Bases 1 to 348 code for a protein of 115 amino acids.